AUGAAUGUUACGAGACAGUUGCGGUGCAACAGCAGAUCUUCGUCGUUUGUUCGGUUUUACAGGAAGCGAAUAAAGCCAUCUACGAGUCAUAUACCACAGGUUAAAACGCAUCAAAAUGAUCUUUUCAGACCCCAGGAAUUGAAGAUGCAAGCUGAAUCACCAGAAAUGAUAGAAAAAGAGUUAAAGAAACUUGGUUUCAAAAGUUUGGAUGAAAACGGGUCUUCUGAACAACUGUUUUUGGACUACGUAAACUCGUCAUCGUCUGCAUUCAAAAAAUCACAAUCUGAACUCAACAAGUUGGGAAAGAAUGCUAUGAAAAGUUUCGAUGCUCAAACUGGUAAUGUUAACCGAAUGGAGGUGCUGUUUGACUUCAUUUUGGAGGAGUCAGAAUGUGAGAUCGAACGACUGCAGAAAAUGGGACCAGUUCAGAUGCGGAGACUGCAAGAAAAACAUCAUGCCAAUCAAAAAGGACUCAAUGGCGAUAGGAACAGUAUAAGGUCUGAGAAAGAGCUGGAAAGAGCGGUUUUCCAGGAUCUGGAAAUCUCUAACUCGGAAGACUCGGCGUCCUUUCUACCAAGCACUGAACGCAUGUACAGGGUUUUAUCAGAUCUUAACAUGAAAAGACUGGCCUCUGCAGGUAUCAUAAAUACCGAGCAAAUGGUCCGUGCCUUCGAGAUAUCCAAAACAAUACCGCUUCGAGACAUUAGACUGAGAGGAAUAUUACUUGCUGGUCAUUUGAUUUACUCUCUCGAUAAAGUGCGCAUGGAUCCUGUGAACGAAUCAUUCUAUAUUGAGGCGCUAGUAUACUACGGGUUUUACAAAAAAGCAUUGGAACUUUUCAAUUCUAAUCGUCAAAAGGUUAACCAGCGUUGGUGGUACGAAAUGGGUAUGAUGGUAUGCUUACGAGCUAAUCAUCUUGCUCAGUUUGACAAGCUGUUAAGUUAUACCUUAAACACCUUCGAUUCGAAUUAUGUUGCCCCUAGGAUUCUACGAACUGCGAUACGCAAGAAACUUUACGUGCGAGACUUUAGGGGGUCUGACAAACUGACGGACGUGUUCACAAACAUUACAAAAAAUUAUGGAUGGAAGACCUCAAGAUCGGAAAUUUCUGAUAUGAAUAAGAACGUCUUUUUCACUGAUGAAGAUCAGGCGGAUAGCUAUUUGAAUAAGAAGGAACUGCCCACUGAAUUGGAUUAUGUGGCGCUAAUCCAAUACCAUCUGUACAGAAAACGCAAAGAAAACGGGCUCAAACUCUUGUUGAACUUAGCUGCACUACCGCUCAUGGACAAUGAAUUAUUGACGAAUGUCGUGCUGAGAUUAAAAUUUCAUUUGCUGGAGAAUUUUGAUAUUCUCAGAAAAGACCUUGAACCACUUCUUAUCAGCGGAACCGCUGAUGCUCUAUCCCAUUUACAAACAGCAUUUCAUCGAGCGCAAAAUAUCAGUGGAAUUGAUAGACUAUCAUCCCACUAUAGGCACAUUUUAUUCGACAGCAUCACAACAAUUGCGUCCUAUCCUUCUUUGAUUAGGAAUGCUGAGGACUUUGCAGGUGAACUGUUGAAAGGAGAGAACAUAUCUGAUCAAAACACUUCGAGGCGAGAGUAUUCACUGAGGAUACAUGGUGUUUUAAAAACGCUCCUCAAGGAUGAUAAGGAAGAUUUGGCGUGGGAACUUCUAGAGAAAGUUGAGAAAGAUCUUGCAAGUGAGAAAGCUGCUAGCGUUGGUGGCUUGUCAGCAAAUGCCCAUCAUUAUGCCGUUUUCAUCGACUAUUACAGUACAAAAGCACACAAGACUAGAGCAGACAAGGAUAUCAUCAGAUAUGAAAAGAAAAUUGAGGAAGUUGUGGCGAGAAUGAAUGAAAAAGACGUUCAAUACAACUCGAUGCUUCUCUCAUCUCUUUUGCAGCAUUAUAGAAAGACAGGAAACCUUGAUAAUUGCUUCAGCAUCAUAAAUGCAAUCUUUGAUCAUAGAGCCAAUCCCGAGACUGGACAUCAUUUUAAACAUCUUCUGUCAUUUUUCAAAAGGCGGGAGAUUACCAAGUCUCUGUACCUAGAGAUCUGGAAGUGUUUUGCAAUGUACUACUCGUGCUUCGAAAAUGGCUUAGGUGUCACAGAGAUUCGGUCCAAUCACGGCGCUUGGAAGCGCAAUAUCUUGAAAGAGAGAUCAAAAGUUAAUAAGCAUCCUAUUUGUGACCUAAGGUAUCUUUUUAAGUCCAUGGUACAGACGGAUAAUAUUUUACCUGAUGCCACUUUUUACCAGCUCAUUAUCAAGGCCUUUGCCCGUGUACGCGACUGGUCAUAUUUACCAGCUCUCCUGAAGCAUAUGAGUGAAGUCAGCGGCAUCAAUCCUGACAGUAAAUUAAUAAGAUUCUUGAAUGGUGGUCUUCGCUUGGAGUAUAUUGCGAUUGAGCGUGAAAAGCUGAUGGCAAAUGAAGUAAGGGACCGAAAGAGUCUUUGCUCUUUAGUCAAUACUGCUCGAAGAUCUGUGGAAAAUCAGAUUAAGGCUGGAUCAAUUCUGCGAGAAUCAGAUGAAAAGGACGCACAUCAAAUUGUUGUUAAUAUUUUGGACUUCUUGGAACACCAUCGUGGUGAAGAACUAGCACAAGUAAGCGCAGCACUGGAAGAGCUAGAUCUCAGUUGA
This is a messenger RNA of Lachancea lanzarotensis, 2637 nucleotides long. It is a transcript of the gene SOV1, whose product is annotated as LALA0S04e09406g1_1. Bases 1 to 2637 code for a protein of 878 amino acids. NCBI's taxonomy places the organism in Eukaryota, Fungi, Ascomycota, Saccharomycetes, Saccharomycetales, Saccharomycetaceae. The transcript has a single exon. Gene Ontology annotation, molecular function: protein binding. The record is from RefSeq and is a predicted model, not a curated record.